Messenger RNA from Microdochium trichocladiopsis, 1101 nucleotides. RefSeq lists its product as uncharacterized. The record is from RefSeq and is a predicted model, not a curated record. Gene Ontology annotation, molecular function: arylformamidase activity. The transcript has 2 exons. The coding region runs from base 1 to 1101 and encodes 366 amino acids. Lineage: Eukaryota; Fungi; Ascomycota; Sordariomycetes; Xylariales; Microdochiaceae.
AUGAUCGUCAACGGGCUCAUUUUAGCCAUUAGUGGCACGGUCCUCGCCGCGGUGGUCCCCAUCAACAAGGUCCCCGUUGCGCGGGCCUUUGACCGCAGCAAUGCCCUGUACGCGAACUGGCCCAGCUACGACGAGCUGCCCCUGGACAAGUCCUAUCCCAGCAAGGCUGCCUGGGGCGUCUGGGGAGCCGACGACGAGCUCGGGGCCCUGAAUCACAUCACCAACGAGACCAUCCUGGCGGCAGCCGCCGAGGUCAAGCUGGGCCAGGCGAUACCGCUCAAUCUACGCCUGGGCCUCCCCGACCCUCCAGCGAACCCCAGCAGGAAGCCUCUCCUGCACCUUUUCCAGCCUGGGCCGGGAUAUUCAGAUGAUGUCAUCACCCUCAACACGCAAAUUUCGACUCAGUACGACGGCCUCCGGCACUUUCCUUACUCCACCAACAAUAGCAUCGACACGUACCAGUGGUACAACAACCUCAUCGCCGACUACAAUGACGUGAUUGGCCCGGCCCCGUCAGAGGUACUCGGGAUCCAGGUCGCGGCCGAGAAGGGCAUUGCGUUGCGAGGGAUUCUUUUGGACUGGGCUAGAUGGAUGGACUCUCAGGACGCGCCGUUUGACGCCUUCAGCGCGCGGUCCAUUACCGUGCGCGAGCUGGAUGCCGUGGCGGCCUGGCAAGGCCUGUGCGGGAACUGGUCCAGGCCUGGGGACUUUCUCGUCAUCCGCACGGGCUGGGUCAGGCAGUACCAGACGCUGAACCAGACGGGCCGGGCUCUCCUUCCGAUCGGUGACGGAUUUUCGGUGGGAAUGGAGUCCAGCGAGGACUCGCUGCGGUGGCUCUGGGACAAGAAGCUCAGCCUGGUCGGCGCCGACAACCCGGCGUUUGAAAGUACGCCGUUCAACAUGACCAUCGAUGGCGAGGCCAGGUCUCUCCACCAGGUUUUCAUCGGUGGCUGGGGUCAGAGUAUAGUCGAGUUCCUCGACCUAGAAAAGCUGGCGCCGCUGCUACACCAGCUGAAACGGUCGACCUUCUUCGUUACCAUCCAAAACCUCAAUGUUGUGAGCGGUAUUGCGUCGCCGCCCAACGCGAUGGCUAUUGUAUAA